Messenger RNA from Rotaria sordida, 1767 nucleotides. Lineage: Eukaryota; Metazoa; Rotifera; Eurotatoria; Philodinida; Philodinidae. The record is from the annotation of a GenBank genome assembly.
AUGUAUUGUGUUUUAGCUCAAAAUAAAAAUGGCGCUAUUUGUUUUUUACUCUCAUUAAAUAUGGAUAUUCAAUAUGUUUACACAAAAAAACGAAAUCAACUUGGACGACCAACAAAUUUCAGUGAUCGACCUGCAGAAAUUCUUGCAGAAAUUAUUCCAAAUUUAAAUUUAUUACAAGAAUUUAUUUAUCGUGAUCCAGUUGAAAUAGGUGUACAAAAUUCAAUUCAAUUAUCUGAACAUGAAGUCAAUACUAUUCGUUAUAAUACUGAAUCUAAAGGUAUAAAUCAUACUGAAGGUGGAUGGCCAAAAGAUGUUAACAUACAAGAACAGGAUCAAAUAAAUCGUUUUAGAAAAAAAAUCGAAAAAGAUGAAUUUUAUCUUAAUUCACUUUAUCGACUUAUUCAUGAUCUUGAAAUAGAUAUUAAACAAAAUAAUGCAAUUGAUAUUCAUCAAAUUUAUUUUCAAAAUAAAAUUGAUGAUUAUGAUGAACCUUUUAAUAUUAAAACAAUUAAUUUAUAUACUUAUAAUUCAAAUAUAAAUCAAAUGGCUAAUCAUAUAUCAUGGCAACCAGAUGGACAACGAAAAAUUGCUGUUUCUUAUUGUAAUUUUGAUUUUAAUCCUAUUAUAAUUAAUACAAUUGAUUCACUUGUUUGGGAUAUUGAAAAUCCAAAUAAACCAGAACUUAUUUUAAAACCAAAUUCUUCAUUGAGUACAGUUGAAUUUAAUCAAAAAGAUACAUAUCAAAUCCUAGCUGGUUGUCUUAAUGGACAAGUUUGUAUAUUUGAUUUACGUAAAGGAAAUACUCCAGUUGAACAAUCAUUAAUUGAAUAUAGUCAUAGAGAAACUGUUCGAAAUGCAUUAUGGCUUCAAUCAAAAACGGGUACUGAAUUUUUUUCUGCUGCUGCUGAUGGUAAAAUAUAUUGGUGGGAUACAAAAAAAAUGAAUCAACCAGUUGAUAAACUUGUAUUGGAUUUGGAAAAAAAAGAACGUUCACAAUAUGCAUCAGCUAUAACAAAACUUGAAUAUGAUUCAAGUAUUCCAACAAAAUUUAUGGUAGGAACAGAAGCAGGUCGUAUUGUUCUAUGUACACGUAAAGCAAAAAUUGAUGCAGAACGAAUUAAUGUUAUUUAUCCUGGUCAUUCAGGACCGAUUUAUUCUAUUCAACGACAUCCUUUUUUUCAUAAAACAUUUCUAUCUAUUGGUGAUUGGACUUUACGUAUUUGGUCUGAAGAAAUACGAGAUGAUUAUAUUUUUUCUACGAAACCGAGUAAAUAUUAUUUAACUGAUGCACAAUGGUGUCCAGGAAGACCUGGUGUUUUCAUUUCAUCAACAACUGAAGGAUCUAUUCAUGUUUGGGAUUUACUAUUUAAACAAGAUCAACCAGCAUUAACUGUCAAAUUAAGUGAAGAAGCUAUUGCUUGUUUAAGUUUUCAAGAACAAGGUCGUUAUAUAGCAUGUGGUACAAAAAAUGGAAAUGUUACAUUAAUGGAAUUAUCUGAUAGUCUUUGUAUUCUUGAUCGAAAUGAAAAACAACUUGUUGCUACAAUGUUUGAUCGAGAAACACGACGAACUCAUUUACUUGAAACACGAUCACGUUUUAAACAUGAUAAACAAAUUCGAACUAUAACUUUACGUUCAGAAGAAGAAUUAAAUGAAGAAAUUUCCCAAUCAACUGAACAAUUUUGGUCAAUAAUAAAUAAAGAAAAAAAGAAACUUCAAGAUUAUUUAAAACAAUUUGAACAAGAAUUAAAUUUAAAAGAGAAUUAA